AUGUCUAGUAAAGAAUAUGAAGAUAUUUGUUCUACUUACUUAAUUGAUAAAGCAAAGGAAUCUUCCCAAAAUUUAACUAUCGGAAAUUCAAUAUCAACGUUAGAUGAUGUUGAUAAAGACAAGUUUUCAUUCUGAACAUCUUACAUAACUCAAGAUGAUGUGUACAUUCCACAUGUUGCUGAAAAUCUCAUUCCUAAAAAAGGACAAAUUGUGUCAAGUUUAAAUGAAGGAAUUGAAAUGUACAGGAAUUAUGCAAAAGCUGCUGGUUUUGGAAUUAGAUUAGGAACAACAACCAAAUACGGGGAUCUAAGUCUAAGGAAAAAACAAGUAAGAUGCAACAGAUAUGGAAAUCCAAAAAAAAAAACCAUUGAUACUCUUACAUCCAAACGACUGAAAAAACAGGAAAGAAAAUCAUAUUCUAAGGUCACAGGAUGUAUGGCAAUGAUUGGUUUUGACAGAAAUGCUGCAACAAAUAUAAUCACUGUAUAUGCUUUUGAAGACACUCAUAACCAUCCACUUACUGAAUUUAAUGAAGAAAACAUUUGCUCUCCAAAUCAUCGUCUUAGUAUUUUUGAUCAAGAACUAAUUGUUAAAGCUUCAACUAUCAACAUUGGUGCCACAAAAGCACACAAAUUAAGAGCAUCAUUAAAGGGAGGAUAUGAUAAUUUGCCAGCAACAAAGAAUGAUUUCAAAAACUUUUGGAGAGAUUAUACAAAUAUUGUUGGACCAAAUGAUGCUCAAUGUGUUGUAGACCAGUUGAUAAUUCGCAGAGAUAAUUAUCAAAAUUUCAAUUUUCAAUAUAAGUUGGAUGAUGAUGUGCUAAAUGCUAUGUUUUGGGUUGAUGAAACAGGAAGAGAAAACUACAAUAAGUUUUCUGAUGUUAUAUCAAUGGAUGCUACUUAUAGAACAAACAGGUACAAUAUGAUAUUUGUUCCUUUCACUGCAAUAAACAAUCAUGACAAGACAAUCAACAUUGGAGCAGGACUAAUAUCAGAUGAAACAAUUGAAUCAUACUCUUGGUUGUUAGAAGCUUUUUUGUCAUCACAUAAGAAGAAACCAACAAUGAUUCUAUCAGACAUGGAUGCAGCAUUAUCUUGUUCAAUAGCAAAGGUGUUUGAAGGAUGUACUCACAGAUUAUGUAUGUGGCACAUAAUGUCAAAAAUGCCAUCAAAGGAAAAUAAAUGGUUGGCUGAUAUGUUCAACAAGAGAGAUAAAUGGAUUCCAUCCUAUUUCAGAGAUAUACCAAUGUGUGGACUUAUGAAGACUACAUCUCGAUCUGAAAGUUCUAAUUCCUUUUUCAAUGUUUUCUCAAGUCCAACAAACUUACUUGUUAAUUUUAUGUUCAACUUUGACACUGCACUUUCAAAGCAGCGUCAUGAACAAAAAAGAUUAGACAUUGCAUCAAGAGAUACUUUGCCACAACUACUAUUUCCAAAUGAAAAUUUGAAAAUAGAAAAGCAUGCAUCAUUGGUAUACACUCGAGAAGCAUUCAUAAAAGUGCAAAAACAAAUAAAAAAGGCAUUCUAUCAGUGUUUUCAAAAAAAUUCGGUUUUGAUUGAUGGUCUUCAACAAUGCACAAUUGUCUACAAAGAACUAAAAUCAGGCAAGCGGCCAGAAUUUAAGGUUUCUUUUGAUGCAAAAGAUGAAACAAUUGAAUGUGAAUGUUUGCAUUUCACAUUUUUUGGAAUCCUUUGCAGUCAUGCUUUCAGAAUUCUUAUAGAUUAUGACAUUGCCAUGAUACCUGAAAAAUACAUUCUGGAUAGAUGGAGAAAGAACAUAGUGGAUAUUGGUUUUCAAAAGAUAAACAAAAAAUGGAGAGUGUGCAGUACAGAAAUUUCAAAUCUCUUGCAGGAUGCAACUUCUUUUUUUGAAAAAUGCGUUGAAUCGGUUAUUCAUGAUAAAGAAAAACUACAAGAAUUGGUGAACUCUCUUCAACAAUUAAGUGAAACUUGUGGAAAAGAUGUUUCUACAAGAUCAAGUUCAAUUCCCAUAAAAGAUGUGAUUGAAAAUAUCAUUGGAGUUCCAAUUUCAAGUGAUGUGAAAAUCAAAGUACCAAGUGAGAUAAAAACAAAAGGAAGUGGAAAGAGGAGUCGAAUCAAAAGUGCUGCAGAAAAAGCAAUAGCAAAAGCACUUAAACCAAAACGCAAAUGCAAAGGAUGCAACCAAUUCGUCAACCAUGAUAUAAGAAAUUGCCCAAUAAAUCCUUCAAAUGUGCUUAGGCCUUUCAAAAAACAUCAGUAA
This is a messenger RNA of Lactuca saligna, 2241 nucleotides long. The record is from the annotation of a GenBank genome assembly. NCBI's taxonomy places the organism in Eukaryota, Viridiplantae, Streptophyta, Magnoliopsida, Asterales, Asteraceae.